AUUGGGCCUAACCUGGCAAACCUAAUUAGAAAACAGGAUGAUUCAGAAUGGAAUGAGGAAUGGAAAGGAGAUAGCAGAGUCGUACAGUCUAUGUUUUUAGGGGAAAUCACUGAAAAAGAAAUCAUAGCUAUUGUAGCAAAAUCUAAAAACAAGACAUCCACUGAUUGUGAUGGGUUAGACAUGGUCAUCGUAAAAAAGACCUUGGAUUGUAUAAUCAAACCUCUCUGUUAUAUGUUUAAUCUCUCAUUUUAUACGGGUGUAUUUCCUGACCGAAUGAAAGUGGCAAAAGUUAUCCCUCUUUAUAAAUCAGGAGACAGACAUAGUUUUAAUAAUUAUAUACUAGGGAUGCACUGAUACCGGUAUCUGGUAUCGGCCUUGAUACCAAAUUUUCUAAAGUACUCGUACUCGUUAAAAGUUCCCCGAUACCGGGGACCGAUACCACGGUCUGAGAAAUGUCUAUGUUUGAGCGGCGUGUAAGGGGUUAAUCGCAGGCACCGAGUGCCCGCCCCCAGGUCCCGGCUGCAGCUCAGAGCGGGGGAGAAGGCGAGGCAUGUCAGCUGUGUGGAACUAUUUCAAAGUGAAUGAAGACGACAAAACAAAGGCGGACUGCAAAUUGUGCUCAGCGAAAUUGUCCAGAGGAGGCUCAAAAGGUAGCGCAUUUAACACAAGCAAUUUAAUCAAGCACCUAAAAUCCCAACACGACAACGAGUACAAAGAGUUUACCCACACUUCUAAACCAACAUAAUCCACGCUGCAGCAAACUCUUGCAAGACGAGAGAAAAUGUCCAGAGACAAUCCACGUGCUGUGAAAAUAACACAGGCAAUUAUCAAGUACAUUGCAUUGAGUGACCAGCCACUCUCGGAGGUAGAAAAUGUUGGAUUCCUGCGUCUCCUCCAUGUUCUGGAGCCCAGAUAUGAUGUCCCAAGCCGUCACUACAUGACUGACACGGAGCUGCCUAAACUACACGUGUCCGUGAAAAAACAUAUCCACAGCCUACUGCAAGCCUCCUCUGCGUUUAGUUUCACCACGGAUAUUUGGACAAGCAGUGUUAGCCCCGUGUCGCUAAUUAGCCUAACCUCCCAGUGGAUAGACGAAAGUUUCACACCGCAACGAGCCAUAUUACAUGCCAAACAAUUCCGCGGCUCGCACACCAGCCAGGCUAUAGCGCAUGUGUUUGAGGAAGCCUACUCCCGCCUCGAGGAAAUUCAGGGACAGCUCAACCAGCCAAUAAAGAGACUGCAGCAGGACGUACAGACGCGCUGGAACAGCACGUAUUACAUGCUCCAGUCCCUCAUAGAGCAAAAGCGAGUGCUGGGGGUGUCCGAGCAUGAACUCCCUGACUAUCUCACCACUCACCAAUGGGUUCUUAUGGAGACGACUGUUGCCGUCCUCGCCCCCUUUGAGGAACUAACUAAAAAAGUGAGCAGCUACGACGCACUAGCCUCUGAUGUCAUCCCAGCUGUGACUGUGCUAGUGAGACUUCCAAACAGAGAAACAGACGAACAAAUUUAAAAUUAAAUUUUGUUUUUUUAUAAUUAUUUAUUCUGUAAUAUGUUGCAUACAACAUGCUUUUCAUUUUAAAUAAAUGUUCUUAAUU
Molecule: messenger RNA, 1598 nt
Organism: Oreochromis niloticus (Nile tilapia)
Lineage: Eukaryota; Metazoa; Chordata; Actinopteri; Cichliformes; Cichlidae
Product: zinc finger BED domain-containing protein 4-like
Exons: 2
Coding region: 782-1513 (243 amino acids)
Source: RefSeq, a predicted model, not a curated record